AAAAAGAAAGUUACGUGGAGCAAACCUAAACAAUUUUGUGUUCACCUGACAUUUCCGGAGCGUCUUCGUGUCCCUCAUUUCAUUUCCGAACCUCCAAAAACAAAAAGUUUCGACUUUCGAGUCUGUGUCGUCUACGCGUGCCGUGCCCUGCUACCUACUUCGGCGUCGUUUCAACGUCCCACAACAGCAAACGACACUGCAACCACUUUCUUCCUUCUCCUCCACCGCUACCGCCGCCACUACCUUAGCUGCUGCUGCUUCUUCUUCUUAGAUGGCUAAUCGCCACACGAUUAUUCUAAUGCAGACCUCUCCGAACAGAGCAACUAGAACUUUCAUGGAUUUUGAAUCAGUGGCUCAGGCCAUGGAUGGCAUAUGUGCACUGUAUGAAAGAAAACUGAAGGAGUUAAACCCAGCCAUCAGAAAUCUUUCUUAUGAUAUUGCAGAUCUCUACAACUUCAUAGAUGGACUUGCAGACAUGAGUGCUCUAGUUUAUGAUAGUUCAAUUCAUGCUUACUUGCCGCAUGAUCGACAGUGGAUCAAACAAAAAACCCUUCAACAUUUGAGGAAGUUGGCACAUUGAUGAUAAAAAUCAGGAUAGAACCGGUCUUUCAUGUGAUCUAUACACUAUGCUCUGAUCUUCUAUGUUGUUUAACAUGAAAAAUGGCACUUGCCUUUGGUAUGUAAUUUUAAUAUCAGUAAACGGUGCUGCUAAAAUUUUCCUGAAAACAAUGAUUGUUGUAGGCAUGGUUUAAUUUUGUAUGUGUAGUUAAAACUUAUCCUUUUUCGAACAA
Arachis stenosperma is the source of this 791-nucleotide messenger RNA. Its product is annotated as enhancer of rudimentary homolog. NCBI's taxonomy places the organism in Eukaryota, Viridiplantae, Streptophyta, Magnoliopsida, Fabales, Fabaceae. The transcript is spliced from 4 exons. Bases 272 to 580 code for a protein of 102 amino acids. The record is from RefSeq and is a predicted model, not a curated record.